AACAGGUGGUCCUUGUAUAUUUUGCAGAAGUUUGUCUAGAUUUGUCUGCAGUUCUUGUUAAAACACCAGCCACCAACAUGUCCUUCAAGAACCUACUCAGCGUGUGGUUUUCACUCGUUCUCUUAGGAGCUGAAGACAUUGAAACACAAGUGAAUGGCAUUCUGGGACAGUCUGUCACGUUCCGAGUGAAGUUCUCUUCACCAUUUGAUUCAAUUUCCUGGACUAAAGUUGCCGGCAAUAAGUCUGAAAUUAUUGCUGUGGGGACCUUUAAGGAUCCCUGUGGCCUCCUGGUCCCCGACUCAGCCUAUCGAAAGCGAGUGAACUCCUCCAAGGACUGCAGAGAAUUACAUCUCAGCCAUCUCAAGAAAGAGGAUGCUGGCAGAUUCACAGCAGGAAUUAUUCCACCAGGUGCAGAAAAGGUGGAUGAGCCCUUUGAUCUGCAAAUAUUUCGGCGCUUGCUGGACUCUGAGAUGAAAGUGUCCUGCACUGGAGUUGGAAAUGGAACUUGGAAGCUGAAUUGCUCUGCAGGGACUUGGGAAGAUGGGGUGAAAUUCAGUUGGCCCUCAGAUGUCCAAAGCAAGAAUCCUCCCCUUGGGAGUUCUGUGACCGUCACCUCCUACGAUCUCAAUCUCAACGUCACUUGUGCAGCAGAAAACCCGGUUAGCAAGGCGUCCACAACAGUCUCUUUAAAGAAAGUUUGUGCUGGAAGGACAUCCAAGAGCUCCUCCGGGCUGCCUCUCUGGGCCCUGCUGUGCCUUAGCAAAGUGGGAAGUCUUCUCCUUCUUGGCUGUUUGGGGCUCAUCCUGAGGGUGAAAUCCAGAAAAGCAGUUGGAAAAGGGAGGCCGACAGACUCGCAGAGGAGCCCGCCACCAUGGGAUCCUACAGACAGAGGCCUCAGAUGAGUCGUCCCCUCCUGCCUCUUAACAUAUCCAUGGUCUCCUUGGUGGAUUUCAAGAGGAACCUUUGGGACAAAGAUGCUUUUGGGGGCCACCCAAUGGACUCUAUUCCCAAU
Molecule: messenger RNA, 1012 nt
Organism: Pseudonaja textilis
Lineage: Eukaryota; Metazoa; Chordata; Lepidosauria; Squamata; Elapidae
Product: SLAM family member 5-like
Biological process (GO): T cell activation
Cellular component (GO): membrane; external side of plasma membrane
Source: RefSeq, a predicted model, not a curated record